AAAGAUGUUCUGGUUCGAAGAUCCUCGUCACUGGGGCCGCUAUGGUUGUUAAGCUGAUCGACUGCAGAUACCUACUGUAGUAGUGAUGAUUUUGAUGAGUCGGUGUGGUUGGCUGCAAUCUACUACUGCGUAUUCAACAAUACUCAUGUUGUAACGUCGUUGGAGGAAGAAUCUGGGGGGUUUUGACCAUGAUCGCCCGGUUCAUCUCAGCUCUCGUGUGGCAUCAUGUCAUGUUAUUACGAUCGCUCUCCCCAAUAGUAUAUACGCAUCCACCAGCUUAUCCACUCGUGCCAACGGCAGACCCCAGAUCCAGACGGGAAGACAGACCGGCUCUUUCUCCCUGUUUCAUGCACCACUCAUCCGCUGUCCGGUAUAAUCCGAUAUCACCAUCCACUGACAGGUCAGACGAGAGGGGAAUAACCGUCCGCCAUAGUUGCCGAGAAUAAGGUAAAGCAGGUCAAUG
Messenger RNA from Aspergillus candidus, 463 nucleotides. RefSeq lists its product as uncharacterized. The transcript is spliced from 2 exons. The coding region runs from base 189 to 446 and encodes 85 amino acids. The record is from RefSeq and is a predicted model, not a curated record. Lineage: Eukaryota; Fungi; Ascomycota; Eurotiomycetes; Eurotiales; Aspergillaceae.